GAAAAGGAUAGAGAGAGAGACAGACAGAAAGCAAUCGUUAUUUGCCAUGUUGUCGGCUAAGGUAUUGAUUCUUCUUUUUCUCACCAUCCAGGCCAAGGGGUUCUGGGACGAUGGGAGCCAAGAUCCGACCUAUUCACACUUGGGCCUCUAUCAGAAGAACCUAACCUGCAACGACGCUGGAACCACGUGCCAGCUAUGCUACGUUGCUACUGCACGUGGCAGACGUUAUUUACAUGUAAUCCAGUACUCGGUCGAACCCUACAAUUUGGCAUACCACAGUUUCUCCGGAUACGUCGGAUCGAAAUCAUCUUUUGUUCAAGAUGAUCCCAGCCAGACAUUCCGCUUUUGCGUGGACGGACCAGCGGAUGAGAGGGCCACCUGGAAGGUUCUGUUCUGCUUAGACAACGACUUUAGUGCCGCGAUGCCUUUGCCUCCAACCUGUUCCCAGCCUGUUGCCUUCGUGUCUCUCCUUGCUCGUUUCUCUGACGAGGAGAUGGCAGGUCAACAAAUCUUAGCGUGCAUUCCCUAGAAUUCGAAUAUCUAGCAUGCGUGUCUUCUUUGGCAAGAGUUCAUUUUUAUCAGUUGAAUAACGGAAACUAUAAGAGGAAAAAAAGUCUCCGAAAUGUUCCUUCAAAGUUUACACACGCAGUGCUUAACCACCGAACCCUUCCUUUGUAGCAUCAAUUUAAUAAAAAAUAAUGAAAAGAUAACAUCACGGUACAGAUAUGUCUGUCAAUGACUAUUUGGAAAAUUAAAGUCAGGGAACAAUUUUUCUUUCCUUCGAAAGACUCAUUAGUGCUUAGGAAUUUUUCAAAACUUUGCAGUUUUUCCGGGGUGGAAAAUUACAAGAGGGUUCAGGUAUUAGAACAUAUAGCUGAAUAAGUGAAUUGAUAUUUUGUCUUCAUAAUGAUUAAUUGUCUAGGUUUGGUACAUUACAAGCGUAGAAGCGGACUGUGUAAUAUUGCUUUUGUUACCCUUACCCUAUUCACCAUCAGUGACUUUUUGUUGUGUAAUUAAGGAAGGGGUUAGUUGGUAAGUAAUCAUUGGAAUUUCAGCUCACGUUUUGAAUCAAUUUGGGAAGUACUUUGCGCGCCUCACUGAAUGCAAAGCACACCCGUCCUCCAUAAUGUGCAUAAGUCCUUUGUCAUUUUAUUGCUCGUUUUUUAUGCGUGAGUGAACAUGCAUAUGUUCGUUUCCAUGGAUUGAAACUUCCUACAUAUGUUUAAGGCUCGGCCCGGCUCGGCUGUAAGCCUUGGUUCAAGAACAAAAAGGCUCUGUGGCGAUAUCAGAAAAAUAUGAUGGGGGGGGGGAUUCCGCCCCAGCUCUUUUGAGGGUUAAGCUGCAUUGGUUUUCGUCAGGAAAUUAAGCACAUUCAUCCGGAUAUAACUUGUAAUGUAAAUUUCGUCAUCUAGAAACGAGUUUAGUAAUCAGAGGCCACGUCGGGUUAGGGACUUUGAGCAAGUGCACCGUUACCGUAGGGAAACAUAAGUUUUAGACAGCCUUCCUCAUCUGUGGGCCAUAAUCAAGUCAAUAAAAAUUUAAGAACACGCCAUCCAAUUAUGCAAACGCUAAUAAUAUAGUCUCUCUUCGAAUCGUUAUACCAGUGUUACCAUAUAUCUUUUACCGAAUAUCACGACUGAUUAUUUGUCAGUAGGUUGGAAGGAGCUGUUUCUUUUAUGCUGUGAUACUGGGACGAUAGGAGCCAAGAUACAACUUUCUAAAACAAUACAUGUCUUUCGAGGAAUACUAUAUUUUAUCUUUUACUGUGAGCACCGAGUGUGUUCAGGACAAAAAUCCCUUGAAGUCGUCCACCAAUUUGCAAUCUAAAGGGUUGAAACUUUCUUAAACGUGGAACAUUCAACUUUGACACACUUUUGGUGUUACGUAUAUUGAAAAGGGCACUUUUUAAAACAUUUUUAAAAUAUAAAUGCUGUUUCUUUGAUGUCGAUCACAGAAGGGGUUUUUCUGUUGAAAAUGUCAACCCAAAUUUUCUUAUCGAACACAUUGUGGAGAAAGAGGUGCUUACUGCCCGUAAGUGUUACACUUUUAUAUCAUCGAAGAAAAGA
Messenger RNA from Acanthaster planci (crown-of-thorns starfish), 2066 nucleotides. RefSeq lists its product as uncharacterized. The record is from RefSeq and is a predicted model, not a curated record. NCBI's taxonomy places the organism in Eukaryota, Metazoa, Echinodermata, Asteroidea, Valvatida, Acanthasteridae.